Molecule: messenger RNA, 792 nt
Organism: Notechis scutatus (mainland tiger snake)
Lineage: Eukaryota; Metazoa; Chordata; Lepidosauria; Squamata; Elapidae
Source: RefSeq, a predicted model, not a curated record
UAUAUAAUGAUAAAAUAAAGUUUAGUUGCAGGACCAGCCUUGCCUCCUGGCUUCAAGGGAAACUCAGGAAACUCUGAUGAUGAGCAGAAACGGGUCUCCGCUCAGAUGGCCAGAGAGACAGAGUCUGAUUCCGAAGAGGAUGAAGAUUCAAGCCCAGUUCCCAGGAAACAGAGGAGAUCUCAGGAAGACGAUGAGGAUGGGUUUUUUGGGCCUGCCCUUCCUCCUGGAUUUAAAAAGCAAGAGGAGUCACCGGAAAGACCUAUUAUAGGUCCUGCUUUGCCACCGGGCUUUAAGAAACCGUCAGAAGACGCUGAAGAAAAACGAGGCAACAAAAGCCAGGCAAGCGAUAGUAGCAAAGAAGAGGAAGAUAUAUUUGGUCCUAUGCCAGCCAAGGGAUCGGUGAAGGCCAACCCCGGUGCUGAGAUUGAAGAUCGGGCUCGAAGAAUGAAGGAGAAACUUCUGGGAGACGCGGAUGAUGGGUCCAAACAAACUAAAAGAGAAUCUUGGAUGAUCGAUCUCCCCCCAGAACUCAAAAACUUUGGUUUUGGUCCACGGACAUUCAAAAGAAGAGCCAAUGAUAAUUCUGGAGACAGAUCAAUUUGGACAGAUACGCCGGCCGAUAAAGAAAAGAAAGCUAAGGAACAGCAGGAAGGAAGAAAGCCCGUCUCUAAGGACGAUGCAGAAGCGUUCCCCUCCGAGAGAGACAGAAGGCUGGCUGAGCAGAUCUCCUCCUACAAUGUAGGUAUCCCAUGAUCUGUUUCCUCUCCUCCUCCGGCGAUGCUGGUUUCUGUG